UCACCGAGACCUAACACCCCCAUUCCCACCACUACGAUCAAUAUGUCUAGUAUGCUUGCUGCCUUCCAAAAGUUAUCUCCUUCCAAACAACUAUCCUUCCAAGCCUCCAUGAACGCAGCACUAACCCCUUCCACACCCGUCGUCACUACUACUAAUACAAAUACUUCGUCCUCACUUAUAUUUGAUAUCACGAAAGAACGAUCAACUCCAGCUUCUCAUUCCAUCAGAGACGUUUAUGGCAUCCAUACAUACAUUUUAGAGUUAGCCAGGAACAAUCAGCAUAUUCCCUUCUCAUUACUCACAUCCAAGACUACAAGACGUCUCUUCCUCGAAUCAUCCACGCUCAAAUUCAUCACCUUCUACUCUUCCCACCGAGGCUCCGCUCCCACAAAAUGUCAUCUUCUGGAUAUCUCACAAUUCCCUGCAGAAUCCGACAUCAGCAUUCCUGAAUGGCACGAGGCAUGGGCACGCUACCUCCAUUUCCUCCAGGAACACGCCUCUCCCGAGAUUCACACUCGCUGGGCCAAUCAUUAUGACAUCCUACGUGACCAUCCUGACUUUACAGACAACUGGACUGCCAUUCUCACUUUUGAUAUCGAACAACGCGCAUCA
This is a messenger RNA of Suillus discolor, 612 nucleotides long. RefSeq lists its product as uncharacterized. The annotation marks the transcript as partial. NCBI's taxonomy places the organism in Eukaryota, Fungi, Basidiomycota, Agaricomycetes, Boletales, Suillaceae. The record is from RefSeq and is a predicted model, not a curated record. The transcript has a single exon.